Messenger RNA from Serendipita indica DSM 11827, 1413 nucleotides. The record is from the annotation of a GenBank genome assembly. Lineage: Eukaryota; Fungi; Basidiomycota; Agaricomycetes; Sebacinales; Serendipitaceae.
AUGACUCUUCACUCUGGCUCAACUCGUCGACACGGCCAAGGCGCAAUCGCCACUCGACCGAUACAGCCAGGACAGCUCGUACACUAUGAAGAGCCGCUGGUCAUUCAGGAAGACGUGCGCAACAGCCAGUCCAUCCUCUCCAACCUUUGCGCGCACCCGACCGCAUUCACACAGGCAUAUCUCAACUUGCACAAUGCCUUUGUCGAGUCUCUCCCCGAAGAUCCCAUCUUGGCUAUCUUCAACUCGAACUGCUUGCCCUUGGCUCCGGUCGAGCCAGUCUCGCGCUCUCUCUCUGAUGAGAACGGACGCAUCCUCGCCCAUGGCGUGUUCCUCCAGCUCUCGCGCUUCAACAACUCGUGCACGCCAAAUGCAUCCAUCACCUGGGACGAAAGGCGCGGGCGGAUGACCGUGCAUGCCCUUGAACCCAUCCGCGCUGGUGAUGAACUCACGAUUUGCUACGGUCAGCCCUUGUUCGCCGUACGCAACGAGAGACGUGAAUACCUACGACAUUUACGAAACUUUACGUGCACUUGUGCGUGCUGCGAACGCGAGGAUGGUGACGAAGAAGCAAGAAAGGCCAGUGACGCACGAAGAACCGAACUAUGCCGUCUGUUCAAAGCUGUCCCUUUCCUUGGACACGAUGCUCCUGCUGGUAUCCGAGCGCGUACGCCCCCGCUGCUAGACGACGAUUCACUCUCGUCAGGCUCUGCUCCAUCAACGCCAAACCGGUUCUCUACUCCAGAGCCAUUUGAUCCAAACGUGUUGCGCGCCCGACUGCUCAGCGCCGCCGCGGAGGCGGCCGCCGUUCAACAACAACGCUCGUCUGUGGUUGACAGGCACGUGCUGGAUACAGAAAUGCGUGUGGGGAAUGGAACGCGCGCCGAAACGGGUCUUGUCAUGGGAGGUCAGAACCAGAACCAUGAUCAUCACCACCACGUCGUCCCUCACUCGCACGCAUACGCGUUUGAUGCCCGAUUCAGUAACAAUACCGCCCACGAACAAGCAGCAGUCCUCCCACCCUUGAUUCUCCAGCAGCGACAAGAGCUUCUCCUCGUCCAGCUCCAGCAACGGCCUGGCAUGCCGCCCAUUCAGAAGAAACGUAAACGAACUGAAUCAAGCAUGUCGUCCUCCCUGGCUUCAUACUCCUCGGCGGCAGCGAAUAGCACAAACGCCAAACUGUCGGUUGUCAGCUCCCAGCAUCACCAGCAAUCGAGCCGAUUUCAUUCGCAUUCUGCUCGACAGGCGCCAUACGCUCGACCAAGCGCGCUUAACCAAACCCGGCCAUCGACCAUGCUAGCGAGUGACGUUGAAAUGGACCUGGCCGACGACGACGACAAGGAGCGAGAGGAGGAACAGCACGGUUGCAACGCACGGUUGUGCCUCAACUGUCUCGUGCAGACAGCAGACGGAUAG